Branchiostoma floridae (Florida lancelet) is the source of this 1988-nucleotide messenger RNA. RefSeq lists its product as uncharacterized. The transcript has 2 exons. Bases 185 to 1732 code for a protein of 515 amino acids. NCBI's taxonomy places the organism in Eukaryota, Metazoa, Chordata, Leptocardii, Amphioxiformes, Branchiostomatidae. The record is from RefSeq and is a predicted model, not a curated record.
GAGUUGCCGGUUCGCCGGCGCCAUUUUGGGUCAGAGGUCAAACGGAGCCACCCACGCCAGAAACACACUGAAAACCACGCGCGGAGCUGUAUUGUUCUUGUUCUUGUUCUGUUUUACCAGUUUAACGUGAUUUUUUCCGGGAAAAGUAUAUCUACAGAGUGCAACAGGCUGGAGCAAGCCAAGGAUGUCGAGGAGGCAAUGCUGUGUGUUCGGUUGUCACAACGGUGGCAAAGCACUAAACAAGUGGAGGGAUGAACAAUGCAUCAUACAUAACAAGGUCCACCGCAGCUGUGAAUGCAUGGAACCUUUCCAGCUGCUUUCAUUCCCUACAGUAAACAAGGAUCCUGGGGCCAGGAAGGAAUGGACCAGACGAGUUGGACGAAAGAUUAAGGGCAACAAAAACUGGGAACCAAAUAAUGACUCUCGUAUUUGCUCAAUGCAUUUUGUGGAUGGCAAGCCUACUGACGAGAACCCGUACCCAACAGAAGGGAUGGGAUAUGCGUUAAACAGAUACACCACCACACCAAAACAAAGGAAGAAGCCAGCACCUCGCAUGACUGUAGACAGUGCUUCCAAAAAGAAGUGCACAGCAGCAUCUGAGGAGGAGACAGGCGCCAGUGGUAGCAGCUACCCUACAUACAGCUCCAUUCAGGACCAUGACUAUGGUGUUCCAUCUCGUGAAGAUAAAGAUGCCACGAUCCAAAGGCUCAAAUUGAUGAACACACAACUGAAACUGGAGGCUGCAACUGCCAAAUUAGAAAGUGCCAAUUUACAUAAGCGUAUUGUCAGUUAUGACAAGCUCAGUGAUGACAGCAAGGUACAGUUUUACACUGGGCUGCCAAACCGCAAGGCGUUAGAAGGGCUAUACAAAUACCUUGCCCCAAAGCUCGAUCGCAUACGCUUCUGGAGGGGAGCUAGUGCCAUCCCAAGAGGUGUUCGGACAUUCAAGAAGUCACCAAAAAAGUCCGGGCCUGACAGAAAGCUGAGUGGGAAGAAUUUGUUGGUGAUGACGUUGAUGAAGCUGAGGCUUGGCUCACUGAAUGAAGAUCUGGCUGACAGGUUUGGAGUCUCGACAGCAACCUGCUCCCGUGCACUUACAGCGACACUGAAGUUCAUGGCCUCAGAACUUAAGUGCAUGAUCUUCAAGCCCAGCGAGGAAGUCAUGAGAGCCAACCUGCCAAGAAGGUUUCGGGACUACCCCCUGUACAAAGAUGUUCGACACAUCAUUGACUGCACAGAAUUCUUUAUAGAAACACCCACAAAUCUCGAGGCAAAGGCACAGACGUGGUCUAACUACAAGCACCACCAGACGGGUAAGUGCCUGGUGUCCAUUACCCCUAAUGGACAUUUCAACUUCGUGUCUGAAGUCUGGGGUGGCAGAAUCAGCGACAAAGAGCUGACACAGGUAUCCGGUUUCCUGGACAUUCUAUCCCGGGGCGAGGUUGUCAUGGCCGAUCGUGGCUUCCCCAUAGCUGAAGAUGUUGCUCAGCAUUAUGCGCAUUUGCUGAUCCCACCCGGCAAGAGGGGCAGCCACCAGAUGACAAAGGCACAGGUUGCAACUACAAAGAAGAUAGCCAACCGGCGCAUCUUCGUUGAGCAGGCAAUCAGACGUCUGAAAACCUUCCGGAUUCUGAAGUAUGAAGUGCCCAUAACUCUGGUGCCUCAGCUUGAUGACAUGGUCACAGUCUGUGCGGCACUUUGCAACUUACUGAACAACCUGGUUAAGUAUUAGUUUCAGUUGUAGUAUGCAAUCGGACUAAGCAUUGGAUGGACACAUAACACUUUGUGCAAAGACAGUAGUUAUUUUGUAAGUUGUAUAGUUUGUAAGAAGUAAAUCCUGAGUGGGUAGUUACAUUGGUAUUGGCAAUCUUCAUAUCUUACCUCAUAUGUUGCAUUGGUGGUCACACAGAAGAAAGCACCUUACUCGACACAGAUGAACUUGGUAACAAAAACAGAAACAACACAUUUCACAUGUAACAAUGGUAACA